AGAUGAGAUGACAAAGCUGCAGGUGUUUGGCACGUGGCACAAGAUUCCCAGGAAGAAGGUGACCUAUGGAGACCCUGGCCUGUCCUACACUUACUCAGGGGUCACGUUCCACCCCAAGCCCUGGAUCCCGGUGCUGACCCGGAUCCGGAAGCGCGUCACCUCGGAGACGGGACACAUCUUCAACUUGGUCCUCAUCAACAGGGAUCCCUUCCUGACUGCCUGAAAGCCACCACCUCCCACACCCACAGGGAAUCCUGCUGGAAACGAGGGAAUUCUGUCCAGUCCCCAAGAGAUCUUGAACCAUCAAGGAAUGGAAACUUCUGGGUGAGAAUGGGAACCAAAUCCUGAGUAACCUGGCUACAGCUUCUGGAAUUAGUGCUGGGCUCUGGCCUUCAGUGCUGGAUCCAUUAUUCCUGUGGAAUUAAGGCCUGGUACUUCCCACCCUCUGCCACUCUUGAGAUGCUCUGUGGAGCUUGGAAAUCUUUCUUAUCCAAGCUUUGUGAAGUGUUGUUCCAACCCCUCUGGCUCCCAGCUUGGUGUUUGUUUCAAGACAUUCCCACACUUGAUUUUUCUACCAAGUUUGUUCUUUUAUUGCUACUGUACAAUUACAAAAAUACCCUGAAGUGGAAAAAAAGCAACUUCAAACAGCAGUGCAGUGCUUGGACUGGAACAGACAUUUUUAAAUUAACACACAAAAUAAAGACAAGAAUAAUCCAAACGCAGAAAUGUCAUCUUGGAGCUCUUCAUUCUUUACAAUUUAUUAACAUCUUCUCCACCAUGGCAGCUUGGGAGGGACGAGUACCAAAGUUUGAGCCUUGUGGAUACACAGAGCCCUCCCAGAGGGGAGGUUUGGCUGGAAAACAGAUCCCAGUGACCUCCAGAGGGGAGAUUUAGCUGGAAAACACAGAAUUCUGUGACCUCUGGAAAGACAGAUCCCAGUGCUCUCCAAAGGGGAGGCUGGGCUGGCAAACACAGAGCCCUGCAAAGGGGAGGGCUGGUUCCCAAACACCUGCACAAAUUCCAGUGAUCUCCAUUGGAAAACAGAUCCCAGUGCCCUCCAGAGGGGAGAAUGAGCUCCCAAAGCCUGCAGGGACCCCCAGCUCACAGGGGGCUGGCAGGAUCUGGCACAGCUCAGGGCCACGACUGAGGUGCUGGGCUUUGCUCCCAUCCUCACCUGAGGGUUAAGCCAAGCUCAUUUACUCCUCCCCACCAAGCAAAGCCAAAAAAAAAGGCUCAACCCUCCCCUUGAUAGCCCUUGAGGGAGAUCCAGAGUCAAUCCACAGCUCUUGGCAAAGAAAACCUGCUGGUCCCAGCUGCCAGAUUUCAGGUUUCAGUCCAUAGUGUGCGUGUUCUCUGCCCCUCCUCCAGCACAACCUCAGCUGAACCCCUAAAUCCAGGAAAAACCCCCCCAAAUCCAAGAAAAAACCCCCCAAAUUCAGGAAAACCCCCCCCAAGCAGAGCAUUGAGCCUGGAGAAUGCAGGACAGCCACUGCUGGCACUGGAAAUGGUUUCAGUUCUGGGGUGCAGGGGCAGAUCUGCUGCAGGGAGAUGUUGGGGUGAUGGUUUUGGAUGGCUCCCAGUAGGGAGGGCUGGCUCCUUCUGCAGCUCUGUCAGCUCUCCCUUCAUUGGCCAGAGCAAAUUUUUGGCAUUUUGCAUCCUUUUUGUUUGUUUUCUUGGUUUUCUGUAAAUUAAAGCAGGUUAAACACCAAGCUACUGCUCGUGCAGCACAGCCAGGAACCAGGUCCCAGUCCAGCAGUGGAUUUAUCAAUAUUUAUGUACUAUGAGCAUUUACCUGGGCCAGGAAUUGUGCUCCAGACUCUGGAAUGAUGAGUUAUGUAAAUAAUUUUGCAUAUCCACCUAUUUUACCACUCAUGCUUUGGCUGGUUUGGAGCCUCUCCUGAGGAAGUGGGAACACCCCCGAGCUUUGGGCAGCACUAUGAAUUCAUGAGGUACAAAGUUGCCCUAAAAAAACUAUUUAAGACAGUUGUUAUUUCAAAACUUCACACUGAAAAAAAAAAAAAAA
Zonotrichia albicollis (white-throated sparrow) is the source of this 2023-nucleotide messenger RNA. Lineage: Eukaryota; Metazoa; Chordata; Aves; Passeriformes; Passerellidae. The record is from RefSeq and is a predicted model, not a curated record.